This is a messenger RNA of Acipenser ruthenus (sterlet), 1606 nucleotides long. RefSeq names its product C-type lectin domain containing 14A (gene clec14a). The transcript has a single exon. The coding region runs from base 95 to 1411 and encodes 438 amino acids. Gene Ontology annotation, biological process: positive regulation of axonogenesis. Gene Ontology annotation, cellular component: cytoplasm. Lineage: Eukaryota; Metazoa; Chordata; Actinopteri; Acipenseriformes; Acipenseridae. The record is from RefSeq and is a predicted model, not a curated record. Gene Ontology annotation, molecular function: calcium ion binding.
UGCUGUAGGACAGGAACAGAUUAUUUGUCCAGAGCCUGGUAAAGAAGAAGCUGUGUGAAACAAAGACAGCUCCAUAUUAUAUAACCAACUGAAAAUGCAUCUCUGGAUUUAUCUGGUUUUCUUUUGGAAGGCUAUUCUCUGCGAGCCUCUCAAGGACCACAUGUUAUGCACGGAUCUGUUUACUUGCUACAGUGCGCAUUACACCAGUGUGGCAUAUGACUCAGCGUUCUGUGAGAAUAAGGGAGUUUUGACCACCAUGUCCACUGAGCAAGAAAACCAAAGCAUCCUGCAGCUUUUAGAAAACACUAACAGUGGAAAUGUUUCAUUCUGGAUAGGCCUCAAGAGAGAAAAGCAACAAUGUACACAGAAAGAGUUAAAACUUCGGGGAUUUAGUUGGAAAGAUGGGGGCAGUAAUCAAACUGAAGUAAGUAAAUGGAUUAAAGAACCAGCACUAACAUGUACAGGAAGUCGUUGUGGAGCCCUUAAAGUAUCACUCAACAGAAACAAAGUGGUACAAGAAUGGGGCUGGGAAGAAGAAAACUGUAAAAAGCUGGAUGGUUUUAUUUGUAAGUAUCAAGAUAAAGAAAUGUGCAAGGCACUCCAGAUGAAAGGUAUGUCAAUAGUGAACUACACAGCACAUUAUCAGUUAACGAUGCUACAGUAUUUACCAUCAAAGACCUCAGCAAAUGUCACUUGUCAAUCUGGAAAAACUGUUCUCUUGAAGUGCCAGAAUCAGACGUGGCAACUGACAUCCAGCGGAUACACAGAUUUGGAAUACAUGUGUUCGUGCAAAGAAGGUCACACUCAAAGCGAUGCAGGUAAAUGUGUAGACAUUGAUGAAUGCAAAAAAAACCCAUGCGAGUUUAAAUGUGUCAACACUGUUGGCAGCUUUGCUUGUGAGUGUGAUAAAAGCAAAGGGUAUGCUCUUGGAGAAGACAAAAAGUCAUGCAUCCGUCAAAAAGGAAUCCGAAUAGGGUCUGGUAGUACAAGAAUGCCUUUUGCUGACAUCACCAGUAUAGCGAAUGACAUGGCUCCAAAUGCUGAUGAAAAACACCUCACUGAGUCUUCUACUCGCUUAUCUUCCACACAUCAGCCUUUGAAUGAAAGGAACCCAGCUCCAACUUCAGCUUCAGGCUUCACAACUCUGGUUCACGAUGAAGACUUUAAAAGCAAGGAAACCCGGUCGAAUGUGUUCAUUCCCGUUGUGGUUGGAAUUGUGGUUUUGGUUCUGUUGAUUGUAAUUGUGGUUGGUGUGUUUAAGUGCUGCUUCAGAAAAAGCUCUAAGACAUUGAAGUCCAGGAAAAGAGAACCAUCAAAUGGUUCAAUGGAUCUAUCAGCUAAAAACACUGACUCAGCACAGCAUGUGAAUGAAAAUGCUAUUGAAAAUGAGAACAAUUACGUUGCUAGUUGAGAAGUUGAGUGUACUUAAGUCUAAUGAUAACAACUGCAAGUUUUUUUUUUGUAUUAGAAAAUUCAUGUGUAUUUUCAUUUUAAGUUUUUGUUUUCUUUCAGGAGAUGUGUAUACAAAUGGCAAUGUAUUAUAUUGCAAAAAACAUCUGUUUGUAUGCCCUGUUUGAAGAUUUAUGAUAAAGAGUAAUUUGUUGUA